Aspergillus wentii DTO 134E9 is the source of this 736-nucleotide messenger RNA. RefSeq lists its product as uncharacterized. NCBI's taxonomy places the organism in Eukaryota, Fungi, Ascomycota, Eurotiomycetes, Eurotiales, Aspergillaceae. The record is from RefSeq and is a predicted model, not a curated record. The coding region runs from base 14 to 736 and encodes 240 amino acids. The transcript has 2 exons.
CCACAGUGCAAAGAUGCUCGUUGUCAGAUCAACAGCAAACAAUGAGCCCACUUCCAACACAUCCUCAAUCACAGUCCAGAAUGUCUACUACCAUAUCCCAGACCAUAAAGGAUACUGGGCACUGUCUGGCCCGGAUGUGUAUUAUGUGAACCAAGGCGAGCCUUGGAAGCAUAACUACUGCCUAUCGAACAGCUGCGACGGGAAUGGGGAUGAUGGCGAUGAUGGCUCUCAGACGCUACUCUCUUCCGCUCUAGAUUCUAUGACUCGUCCUUGGCGACGAGCUGACGGGCAGCAGGAAGAUAUGAUGAUUCUACCCAGACCCCAUGGACGCGACGUCCUCAAACACUACUUCAACAACUCUUGUCCCAGCUGCGACACAACAACCUGGAUCUGUCCUGGAUGCCGAGACACCAGACAGCUAUUCCCCGAACUCAGGGGGAACUGCGGCACCGACCAGGCCUGUCCGGUCUGCAUGGGCGAUGAAUUCGCUUUCAACGACAGUGCAGCAAUGGAGGAGCUUGAUGGCCUCGAAGAACAACUCGGCGUGUAUAGGAGCCAGUAUAAGGAUAGUAUCUGUGCGGAGGAAUUGCAGGAGCUAAAGGGUGUGGCGCUGGCGGUUUUGAGGGAGAGAUAUGAGGCUACGAUUGAGAGGAAGAUGGAGAUGGGGAUGCCGGUGGAGGAUUUGGAUGAGAUGAUGAAGAGCUGGACGGAGAAUUACUAUGAUGUGGAUGAGUGA